CUCCCCUCUCUCAAAAGGGCUUUUAUUUUUCUUUCUUUUGCAAUUCAAUUCCAAUCUCUCUCUCUCUCUCGGGUGUGAAGAAGCUUAUAGUCACAGAGUCCGUAGAUACAAUACGAACCUGUUCUUCUUCGAUCACAUAAUACAAAUAUAUCCUUAUAUAUAUCGAUAAUUUAUAUGUGUGUCUCUGUAUAUAUAGUAGCCUAGGGUUAGGGUUUUGAAUUUGAUCCAUGGAGGAGGGUGGGGAAACCAGGAACGUGGGCGAACCGUUGCCACAGGAGCACGAACCUUCAACCAUGGAAGAGAAGGCAUUGGAAACCCUAGAGGUUACUGACACCGGGCAAUGCGAGUCUGCUGCCGUGUUAGGUGAUUCACAUGUUCUGGGUGACAAAUCGAUGGCUGAGGUCAAAGAUGAUGAAGCGGUGGCGGAGGAGAAGGUUUCCGACGAGGGAACUGGAAUGCAGACGGAGGCUGGGGACCGUGUGUUGGUCCCCGAGAUGGGUAAUCUCCCACCGGUUGGUGAUAAGUCGGUGAUUACGGCCGAGGCGGAUAUUAACGAAGGCGGCGUGGAGAAGUAUGUCUCGGAGUUGGAUGAUUCGCAUCUCGUCGGGGAUAAGGAUCCGAGUGUGGAUAGAGGCGGUGAAGCACUGGUGGAGAUUCCUACGGUAAGUGCUGAAAUUGUAGGAGGGCACGAGGAAAGUGGUUUGGGGAAGGUAAUAUCCGAGUUGGAUGAUACGAAAAUAUUUGGGGCUAAUUCACAGGUUGAUAUGGAUUGCGGUGAAGCAUUGAUGAAGGGAGAGAAUUUAGCGGUUGACACUGAUGUGGAGAUGAAGUGCCAGGCGGAGGGGGUGGAAGGCGCUGAAUCAAAGUCUGUGUCUGGCUUGGAUGAAUUGCCGCCUGAAGGCGUUGAAGCACCAGCCAUGGAUAUGUUGGUGGUAGAGGAGGAGAUUCAAAGGGCGGAUACUGGAAUGGAGAUGGGAAAUGAAAUUGGGUCGGUAAAAAAUGAAGUGCGGGCAUUUGAUUCUGAAUUGGAGCAGACGGGACUACUUGGUGCCGAUUCAUCAAUUGCUGCCGAGGAUGAAGAUGGAGAAGGCAUGGCAGAGGAGGGGGCUGGGAUGGAGGGCACCGAAAUAGAGACGAACACGGAGGUGGCAACUGAGAUGGGUGCAGGGUCAUCCUCUGCUCCACCAUUGGAUAAUUUACUUAUUGUUGGUGCUGGUUCACCUGUUGUGUCCAGAUAUGGCAACGAUGGUGAACAACUGCCAGCAGAGGAAGAUACUCCAUUGGCAGACACUGAGAUGGAGACUGAAACAGAUGUGGCGGAGAUGACAGAGGCAGAGAAAGGAGCUAGUGGUGGAAGCAAGCGCAAGAGAGGGAGGAGUUCUAAAGUUCCAGCUAAGGCUUCAGCUAGAAAGGCCACUGAAGAAGACGUCUGUUUCAUUUGCUUUGAUGGUGGAGACCUUGUGCUAUGUGAUCGCAGGGGAUGCCCGAAGGCAUAUCACCCUUCUUGUGUUAAUCGGGAUGAGGCAUUCUUUCGAGCUAAGGGUCGCUGGAACUGUGGUUGGCAUCUUUGCAGUAUCUGUGAGAAGAACGCCCACUAUAUGUGUUAUACAUGUACAUUUUCCUUGUGCAAGGCGUGCAUUAAAGAUGCUAUAAUAUUUUGUGUUAGAGGCAGCAAAGGAUUUUGUGAGGCUUGCAUGAAAACUGUGAUGUUGAUUGAAAACAAUGAGCAGGUGAACAAGGAGGAUCAAGUAGAUUUUGAUGACAAGACCAGCUGGAUGUAUCUUUUCAAGGAUUACUGGACAGAUUUGAAGGCGAAGUUAUCUCUAUCUUCAACUGAACUUGCCCAGGCUAAGAAUCCAUGGAAAGCAAUUGAUGCAUUUACUGGUAAAAGGGAUUCUCUUGAGGUGUUUGAUGCUAGCAAUGAUCAAGGCUCUGGUUCAGACAGUUCCGAGAAUCUUGAGGCAAGUAAACGUAAGAGAAAAAAGACCAAGAAAAGGUUGAAAUCUGUUGCUAAGGAAGAGCAUUUGCCAAGUUCAACUACAGCAAUUGCUGCUGAGGGGAGUUCUACACCUGGCAAUGCUGAAUGGGCAUCAAAAGAGCUUCUUGAGUUUGUUAUGCACAUGAAAAAUGGCGAUAAAUCUGUUUUAUCCCAGUUUGAUGUCCAGGCUCUAUUGCUGGAAUAUAUUAAAAGCAACAAACUUAGGGAUCCUCGUAGGAAAAGUCAAAUUAUUUGUGAUGCAAGGCUUCAGAAUCUCUUUGGAAAAGCUCGUGUGGGGCAUUUUGAAAUGUUAAAACUUCUUGAAUCUCAUUUCCUUAUUAAAGAGGAUUCUCAAAUAGAUGAUAUCCAAGGGUCUGUUGUGGAUACUGAAGUUAACGAGCUGGAUGCUGAUGGGACAAUAGAUGCUUCUAUGAGAGGGAGUAAAGAUAGGAAGCGUAGAACACGUAGGAAGAGUGAUGAAAGAGGACCCCAAUCUAAUCUUGAUGAUUAUGCUGCCAUUGAUAUGCACAACAUUAACUUAAUUUACUUGAGGAGAAAAUUGGUUGAGGAUUUACUUGAAGAUAUUGAUAUGUUCCAUGACAAGGUUGUUGGCACUUUUGUGAGAAUAAGGAUUUCUGGAAGCAAUCAGAAACAAGACAUAUAUAGGCUAGUCCAAGUUAUAGGGCUGAGCAAAGCAGCUGAACCAUAUAAAGUUGGUAAAAAGGCGACAGAUCUGGUGCUUGAAAUUUUAAAUUUGAAUAAAACAGAGACUGUGUUGAUCGACACAAUUUCAAACCAAGAGUUUACUGAGGAUGAAUGUAAGCGUUUACGACAGAGUAUAAAGUGUGGACUUAUCAACAGGCUGACUGUGGGUGAGAUUCUGGACAAGGCCAUGGAAAUCCAGGCAGCAAGAGUAAAUGAUUGGCUGGAAUCAGAGAUAGUGAGGUUUAGUCAUCUCCGAGAUCGAGCAAGUGAAAAAGGGCACAGAAAAGAACUUAGGGAAUGUGUAGAGAAACUGCAACUUCUGAAAACACCUGAAGAGCGCAGGCGUAGAUUAGAGGAAAUUCCAGAAAUUCAUGCAGACCCACAUAUGGAUCCCAGUUAUGAGUCUGAAGACAAUGACAGUGAAAUGGAGGAUAACAAACAAGAGAUUUACACUAGACAGAGAGGUUCUGGCUUUAGCAGGAAAGGGAGGGAGCCAGUCUCCCCCCAUAGAGGAAGUUUUCCUUCUGCAGAUUCCUGGGGGAGUACAAGGAAAAGUCCAGCCAAGAAUUGGGAAUCAAGCAGAAGCAUAUCUAGUAAAGAUUUCUUGAACAAAAGUGAAGAGGCUGCUGCUCUUAUUGGUGAGGUACCAUAUGAAAAUGCAUCAACUCCUGGAAGAGACAAAGGCACGCAGCAAUCUGACAACGUGGAGAGGGUGAACUUACUGCAGAACAGUCAUUCUUCUGUAAGAUCAGAAUCAUUCUCUGGUGCUGCAUUAGAAACUUCACAGGCAUCUCUAACUGCUGGGGCAGCGGAAACUGCUUCUGUUAAAGUGAGUGAAACAGAGAAGAUGUGGCAUUAUCAGGAUCCAUCUGGAAAAGUUCAAGGACCAUUUAGUAUUGUUCAGUUGCGCAAAUGGAAUAAUAACAGAUACUUCCCAGACAACCUGCGGAUUUGGCGAACCACUGAGCAGCAAGAUGAUUCUAUACUUUUGAGGGAUGCAUUAGCUGGAAGGUUUCAUAAAGAGGUGCCACUGAUGGAUAAUAAUUUCACAAAGGUUCAGACCAUGCAUGGUCCUCUUCUCUCGUCUGCAAAUGCCGGGAAAGCUUAUGGAGCAUCCUUACAACAAGGGAGGGAAGGUGAAGGUGGGGAGAGGUUGAACUUUGAUCAGAGUCACGGGGCCCAGUCUCUCUCUGAGCUUAGUUCAAGUGCCUUAGGCACUCUUUCAGUUGAGACCCCUAAACUUUCUGCUGAUAGAUGGAGUUCUGAUUAUAGUAGAAAUGAUUUGGCAAACCUUCCAUCUCCUACUCCAAAGCCAAGUACUCCAGGAUGGAUUGGAGGUCAGGUAUCUGAAAGUAAGUGGUCAUCCAAUUCUUUUCGUGGGCAGCAAGUGGGUUCUAUUCUGGGUGUCGAUUCAUUUAAAGGCGGCAGUGGGUCAAUGCAUUCUUCUACCAUUGUUGCUUCAGAUAGUCAUCAGUUCACUCCCCCACCAUCAUCUUCAAUUAACCAAAAUGGAAGCAAAGAACAUUUGGCAGUGGAAUCUUUGGGUGUUUCGCCACCUGCUUCAGCACUGACCACUGGCAGGCAGUUCUUGAGGAGUUAUGAAAACGAGUCUUCUAGUUCUCUUCCUUUGUCAAAUCCAGCUCCUAACCCUGAACAGGGAAUUCUUGUAGGCUCAAUGGCUGGUCAGGCAACUUCGCAAACAAUUGUGAGUGGUGAAUCUCAUGGAAUGCAACCUCCUGUUGAAACUCAGGGACGGGGAGCUGGGUUUGUUCAGAAACAAGAAAUUGUUGCACCUUCUCCAAUGGAAGUGAGUAAUCCCCAAGCCUGGAAUGGUGCUGCACCCCAACCUGCAGCUUUUGGUCAUUGGGGUGGUGUCCCAUCUACUGUCCAGAACCCUUCUGGCAACGUUUCCAAUCCUGGGUUUACAGCUUUUGCACAAUCUGAUCCUUGGAGGCCUCCAGUUGCAGUAAAUCAAACGAGCAUCCAGCCUGCAGCUCCACCUACUAUACCUUGGGUUCCUGUGCAAGGAAAUCCAAGCAUGGGUUGGGGAGGACCAGCACCUGGAACUGCAAAUAUGAAUUGGGGAGCUGCUGUUCAAGGGCCUGUUCCUGGAAUGUUUAAUCCAGCUUGGGUUGCAGCAACUGGAAAUCCUGGAGCUAUGGUUCAAGGACUGCCGCCUGGUAAUGCUAAUCUAGGAUGGGCGGCACAAACAGGUAAUCCUGGAGCCGCUGUUCCUGGGCCACCACCCAUGAAUGGGAAUCCUGGUUGGGUUAAUCCAACUGGGAACCCAGAAGCUAAUGUUCAAGGACCACCACUCGGAAACGUAAACCCAGUUUGGGGCACACAAACUGGAAAUCCGGCAACUAGUGUUCAAGGGCCAGCACCUGGCAAUGCGAAUCCAAACUGGGGAGCACCACCGGCAAAUUCGGGCAUGUGGGGAAAUGAGAAACACAAUGGGGAUAGAUUCUCUGGCCAAAGGCAUAGGGGCUCUCAGGGAAGACCUUCUGGUUUUGGCGGGGGCAGGCCUUGGAACAGGCAGCCUUCAUUUGGUAGCGGUGGACAGAACAUGAUAUGCAAAUUCCAUCAGAGUGGGCACUGUAAGAAGGGAGCUCACUGCGAUCACCCGCACUCGUGAACUUCUGGGCAUCUUGUAGCCGUGGGCAAACACAGAAUUCUGUACAGUAAUUUGUCUGUUAGGCAGUUUUGAGCUUUUUCUUGCUAUAGAUUUGAUGCUUUUUAUCAUUGUAAAACCUGUGCAGGCUAGUAGCACAAUCAUUUUACCUUAUUGGCAAUGCUGCUCCUGGCUACAUAUUUAUUUCCUUGUGUUCUCUUGUGGGGGAUCUCUGAAGAGGCUGGAAGAUCCAGCCUAGUUGAUGGGUGGAUGAGAACAGUAUGCUGCUCCAAAAUUUUGUGUAUGGGUCUGGUGCCUUGAAAAUGUUUAAUUUUGUCUUGUAGAAAUUCAAUAGUUAAAAGUUGCAGUGACUAUGCCUUGUUGGUCAGAAGGGGCAGCAUACACACAAUUUAUGCAGUUGAUAGUGUUUGUCAA
Molecule: messenger RNA, 5729 nt
Organism: Diospyros lotus (date-plum)
Lineage: Eukaryota; Viridiplantae; Streptophyta; Magnoliopsida; Ericales; Ebenaceae
Product: zinc finger CCCH domain-containing protein 19
Exons: 10
Coding region: 228-5318 (1696 amino acids)
Molecular function (GO): DNA binding; metal ion binding; protein binding
Source: RefSeq, a predicted model, not a curated record